AUGCUAGUAGUAGAAGUGGUGAAGCAGGUAUCUAAUGGCUUCUUUAUGGCGUCCUGCCAUUUUCCUUGCUCUUCUGCUGCAGACUUUGCCCCUUAUUUCCCUGGAGUUGUUGGUGUUGUUCGAAAUAGAAUUCUUAGUUCUCACACAACUAGGAGCUGGGAUUUUCUACACUUCAAGCCUCAAACUGUGGACGGAAUUCUUUCAAAGGGACAUUCUGGGGUUGGUUCCAUCAUUGGUAUCAUGGACACAGGUAUAUGGCCAGAGUCAAAAAGCUUCAGAGAUAAGGGUAUGGCAGAGGUGCCAUCUCGUUGGAGCGGGAUAUGCCAGGAAGGAGAAGGAUUUAAUCGCUCACAUUGCAAUAGGAAAAUCAUUGGUGCUCGCUGGUAUAUUAAAGGUUAUGAAGCUGAAUUUGGAAAUCUAAAUACAAGUGAUGUGUUUGAGUUCUUAUCUCCUCGAGAUGCUGGGGGCCAUGGCACCCACACAUCAUCUACUGCAGCUGGCGGUCUAGUGGAAAAUGCAAGUUUUAUGGGACUAGCUCAAGGACUGGCAAGAGGGGGUGCCCCAUCAGCUUGGCUGGCUGUCUACAAAGUUUGCUGGGAUACUGGUGGCUGCGCUGAGGCAGAUCUUCUUGCCGCAUUUGAUGAUGCAAUCUUUGAUGGCGUGGAUGUGAUCUCAGUAUCUCUUGGGUCGCCACCUCCACUUGCCACCUAUGUUGAGGAUCCAGUAGCUAUUGGCUCCUUUCAUGCUGUAGCUAAAGGAAUUUCUGUAAUAUGCUCUGCGGGGAAUUCCGGUCCUUAUCCUCAAACAGUUAUUAAUACAGCUCCUUGGGUUGUUACAGUUGCAGCAAGCACCAUUGAUCGAGCUUUUCCUACUGGCCAGGCUUUGUAUGCAGGGAAGAACUCACACACUUUUCACCCUAUUGUUUAUGGAGAAAACAUUGCAGCUGAUAAUUCAUAUGAAGAUAGUGCGAGUCCCAAAUAUGCUGAGAAAAGGCAGCUUCUAAUAGGUUGUACUCGUAACAGAAGUUGUGAUUCAGGAAGCCUGAAUGCUACUUUAGCAAGAGGAAAAGUAAUUCUGUGUUUUGAGUCUCGGUCACAGAGGUCAAAUAUCAUCGCUAGAAGAACUGUGUUGGAUGUCAAGGGUGUUGGUCUCAUAUUUGCACAGUUUCCCACAAAGGAUGUUAGUUUGUCCUUGGACAUUCCCUCUAUCCAAGUGGACUUUGCAAUAGGAACAUAUCUACUGACAUACAUGGAGGCAAGCAGUACUUAUAAAACCCUUGCUGCUGAAUGCUUUUGCAUGCCUAAAUAUAAGAAAUUGCACAACUUGGCUAGAAAUUGUCAAAAGUUGGCAUUUUGUAAUGAAGUCGUUUUAUGGAACAGAAAUCCUUUAGUAAAGUUCAGCUUCACAAAAACAGUUAUUGGACGACAGAUAUCCCCAGAAAUUGCAUUCUUCUCCUCUAGAGGACCAAGUUCCAUCUCCCCAGCUGUAUUGAAGAACUGGUUAUAUAACUGCCUCGUUAUCUUGGCAUCUUUUACAGCAUCUAUAGAGGAUGAAUAUGGUCAGAAAACAGUCGCUGAGGGAGCACCACACAAGCAGGCUGAUCCAUUUGAUUAUGGAGGUGGUCAUGUUGAUGCUAACAAAGCCAUGCAUCCUGGUCUAAUAUUUGACAUGGGGACCUCAGAUUAUAUCCGCUUUCUUUGCGCACUGAACUACAAUAAUUCUGCAAUCAGCUUGAUGACCAGGACUCGCACCCGAUGCAAGAAAUCUGCCAACUUUCUUGUAAAUCUUAAUUUUCCUUCUAUCACCAUCCCAGAGCUGAAGCAGAACUUAACUGUAUCAAGAACAGUCACAAAUGUUGGUCCUGUUACAUCUAUCUACAUUGCUCGUGUUUUAGCUCCACCUGGCACAUAUGUGACAGUUCAGCCACCAGUUUUGUCAUUUGAUUCUACAAGAAAGAAGAUCAAGUUUAAGGUAACCUUUUGUUCUCAGUUACGGAUUCAAGGAAGAUACUCAUUUGGAAAUCUGUUUUGGGAAGAUGGCUUUCAUGUAGUGAGGAUUCCUUUGAUAGUCAGAACUGUAAUUGAUGAUUUUUAUGCAGAAACAUGA
This is a messenger RNA of Dovyalis caffra, 2106 nucleotides long. The record is from the annotation of a GenBank genome assembly. NCBI's taxonomy places the organism in Eukaryota, Viridiplantae, Streptophyta, Magnoliopsida, Malpighiales, Salicaceae.